AUGAAGUCAGGACCAGCAAAUGAGGACGUGACCAAGAAGGCAGUUAUCGACGCCGUGCAGCGGAAUUUUGCAGGCAGCGAUGUUUACUCAGCUUAUAGACUGAGGACUACCGGGACGAGCUCUGUCCUAAUGUGGUCCACUAUCUUGAGGACGAGAACAUCGAUCGUUGCAUUCCCUUUGGUCGCUGUGGCUCUUACGGUGCGCCUUCCAAAUUGGCGUGCACGAAAUAUGGCUACGCGGGUCAUCGGUAAAGGCACCACUUCGGGGUUGUGGAUGGAAGUAUCCCGCGAAGAGGUGUAUCAGGUCUUGUGCAAAGCUUAA
This is a messenger RNA of Penicillium manginii, 321 nucleotides long. RefSeq lists its product as uncharacterized. The coding region runs from base 1 to 321 and encodes 106 amino acids. The record is from RefSeq and is a predicted model, not a curated record. NCBI's taxonomy places the organism in Eukaryota, Fungi, Ascomycota, Eurotiomycetes, Eurotiales, Aspergillaceae. The transcript has 2 exons.